AGGCGGGCGGCGCGUCGGCGCUGAGCGGCAGUGGGAGCUGACGGUGGCCGGCGCCUGCGGAGUUCCGGACCAUGCUGCUGUUCUGCCCCGGCUGCGGGAACGGGCUGAUCGUGGAGGAGGGACAACGCUGCCACCGCUUCGCCUGCAACACGUGCCCCUACGUGCACAACAUCACCCGCAAGGUAACAAAUCGGAAGUACCCAAAACUGAAAGAAGUGGAUGAUGUGCUUGGUGGAGCAGCUGCCUGGGAGAAUGUUGACUCUACUGCAGGUAAGAGGGAAAACUGUUUCUGUUGCUAAACUGGAUAAUUAUGAGGCUGUUGAUACCACUGCAUGGCAGAGUCUGUGAUGUCAUAUAAAUGAUGUAGGUUUCUAGAAAUAGAAAAUGGUUUUUGAAUAAUUUAUUAGUAUUUGUUACUGUUUAGUAAUCUGUUACACAAGCAAUAUUUGUAUAAGCCUUGGAGUCAUACAGGCCCUUGUAUUGUGGUAGGACCUUCCUUGGGUCUCUUGACGUCUCUGGGGCUAAUCCAUAUUCAUAGAUUGUGAGAGCACAAAGUGAGUUAUGCCAUGCUUGGUAUAUAAGAGGCACUGAGCAGGUGAUAGCUUUGAUAAUGGCAAUGAUGAGUAGAUUAAUAAAAAUAAGAGUCUAAGGAAAAAA
Molecule: messenger RNA, 657 nt
Organism: Piliocolobus tephrosceles (Ugandan red Colobus)
Lineage: Eukaryota; Metazoa; Chordata; Mammalia; Primates; Cercopithecidae
Gene: POLR3K
Product: RNA polymerase III subunit K
Exons: 2
Coding region: 72-299 (75 amino acids)
Biological process (GO): DNA-templated transcription
Source: RefSeq, a predicted model, not a curated record